GUUUGGGCUAAAAACGAAGCCCACGCCAGAGUAUCUAUCUUUCAAGUAUUCGCCUCCGAAUAAUUUAAACCUACUUCGGUAUAAUGGCCAGAGAUAACACCUUUCUCGCGGGUGGCGUGCGAUCCUAAGAAAGAGCAGAAUGCGGCCGUGCCCCACCUUCCUGCUGGUGCUGCUGCGCUGGGUGCGGUUGCGCAUGUGCGCCAGACGGUGGCGCUACAGCAAUGGCAACAACAGUAGACUACCGCUGUGUGUGAGACAGAGAUGGGCCUACCUAAAACUGAUGGUUAACUCCCUCUAUUACAACUCCCUCACCAACUCUGAUGUCGUCAUGGACUCACUGAUGGAACCCAUCUUCUGGAUGGUGGACCUACUUACCCGCUGGUUCGGGGCGGUGUUUGUCUGUCUGGUGGUGAUACUGACCAGUUCUAUCCUGCUGAUAGCCUACGUGGGUCUGCUGCCCCUGAUUCUCAACACCUACUCUCCACCUUGGAUAGUCUGGCACAUCGGUUAUGGACACUGGAACCUCAUCAUGAUUGUCUUCCACUACUAUAAAGCCACCAAGACCGCCCCAGGAUACCCCCCUACGGUAAAGAAUGACAUUCCAUUUGUGUCCGUGUGUAAGAAGUGUAUCAUCCCCAAACCAGCCAGGACUCACCACUGUGGAAUCUGCAACACGUGCAUUCUGAAAAUGGAUCAUCAUUGUCCGUGGCUGAAUAACUGUGUUGGCCAUUUUAACCAGCGCUACUUCUUCUGCUUCUGUCUCUCCAUGACCCUGGGCUGUGUCUACUGCAGCAUCAGUGGCCGGAACCUCUUCCUAGAUGCUUAUAGUGCUAUAGAGCGCUUCAAACACAUGGACUUGGAUAAAUCAGGUGUCCCGGUGACAGGGAUGGGGCAACUCAUAGGAAUCUUACCUCCUGGGCAGAGCACCUACCAGACCCCUCCUCCUCCCUACACGUUCAGAGACAAGAUGUUCCACAAGAGUAUCAUCUACAUGUGGGUAUUAACUAGCACGGUGGCCGUAGCUCUGGGGGGGCUGACUAUCUGGCACGCAGUGCUGAUAUCCCGAGGAGAGACCAGCAUAGAGAGACACAUCAACAACAAGGAGGCCGAACGCAUGGCCAAACAUGGCAAGGUGUACAAGAACCCCUUUAACUAUGGCAGACUAAACAAUUGGAAAGUCUUCUUUGGUGUGGAGAAGAGAAGUCAUUGGCUGACGCGAGUCCUCCUGCCCUCUGGACAUGCCCCCUAUGGGAACGGCCUGACCUGGGACAUCUGUCCAAUCAGAAAAGACAUGAUUCCCGUCUGAGCCAAAUAGAAAAUAACUGACUUGAGACAUCUACCCAAAUGAAGAAAUACCUGAUGGCUGUCUGACCCCUGACCACACAGACUCUGUCUACAGAGAGAACUACAUCUCCCUGUCACCCCUGUUCCCUACAGGUACUGAAGACCGAUGACCAGGUUAUAUGGAUGAGAAGUGGAGUUCUGAGCUGGAGAGUGAAUACUCAGAGAACUACAGGGAUGGCCAGCAGGGAAGAGAUGGGGAAUGUUUGCAGCACCCAAGUGAAACAAACCUGGUUAUUUCCAUGUAAAAGGACCCAUGAGCACCAACAUGUGAAGUUCAUAGGAGCAUGUCAAAUGAAAGCUAUGAGUCAAUAUUUUAUAGAAAUUAAUGCAUAUAUACAGUUGAAGUCGGAAGUUUACAUACACUUAGACUGGAGUCACUUAAACUUGUUUUUCAACCACUCCACAAGUUUCUUGUUAACAAACUAUA
Messenger RNA from Oncorhynchus kisutch (coho salmon), 1771 nucleotides. RefSeq names its product zDHHC palmitoyltransferase 16a (gene zdhhc16a). Gene Ontology annotation, molecular function: palmitoyltransferase activity. Lineage: Eukaryota; Metazoa; Chordata; Actinopteri; Salmoniformes; Salmonidae. The transcript has 11 exons. The record is from RefSeq and is a predicted model, not a curated record. The coding region runs from base 140 to 1306 and encodes 388 amino acids.